AUGAAACUUCUUUAUGAUAAUAAUCAUUCUACACAAAAAUUACCAAAUAGUCAUACAUCAUUACUUGAUUCUCAAAUAUCACCCUUAAAAGUGAAUAUUAAAUUAAAAACACAUUCUCUUACAUGUUUGGAUAUCCCAUUGGACACAUUAGCUGAUUUUAAACAUAUGUCUUCAUCGCUUCGGUGUGAUCAUCAAAUAACAAUGGCUGGUAGUGUUGAUCUUAAUUCACAAAUACAACAACGAUUAAAUGAUAAAAAUUUCUUUGGUUUCUCAUCUUCUCAGCCUUUAAUAAAUAUUGUAUCAUCUAAUAAACCAUUACCAUCAGCUCAACAAGAAUGGCGACAAAUUAUUAAACAUCGUUUUCCAUUAUCAAAUUCAUCUUUAACAUCUUCAUCGUUAAAUGAUUCUAUUGUUCGACUUCGACGCAGUGUUCAUUUACAAAAUAUUCAUCAAUCAUCAUUACAAGCUAUUGAUAAAAUACCUAAACAAAAACGUCGUGUUUUACUUAACCAUAAUGGACCUAUUCCGAAAUUUACUUUUCGUGAUUUACCAUCAUAUUCUCGGCAAACAUCAUCUGGCAAUCAAUUUGAACAGCCAUCGGAUUCUCGAAUAUCUCCAUAUGUUUCAUUACCUGAGAUUCAAUCUGUUGUCAAACAGAUUGAUUCAGAUAAUACAAAUAUUUUGAAUAAUAAAUCUAAACCAUUACCCUCAACUACAUCAUCAUCGUCUUGGAAAAAAUCAGAUUCUUGGUCAUGGAAAUCGAAUGAUUCUCUACAAAUUCAUUCAUUUAAAAAUAGACAAAUUCAUUCAAACAUAGUCAAUAAACAAAUGCAGUAUCGCUUUGAUGAUCAUUGUCAUUCUCACUUACCUGUUAUUAUUGAAUCACCAUUACAAAAACGUUCUUCUUUACAAACAAUCCAUCAAAAUGAUUCUUAUUCUUCAACAAAAUUAACAAAUAUGCAUUGUUCAGAUUCUUCUUUUCAUAAUGAUAAAAUUCAACAGAAAUCACAUAGAAUAUAUCAAAAAAAGAAUGUUUUUCCUCAUUCAAUUUCACAUUAUGAAGUAUCAGACAAUCGACUUUCAUCCCAAUCAACAAAUCGAUAUCCAUCAACACCUCUACUUCCUCAUUCACGUCAAAAUACUAAUAAAUUUGAUUAUCAUUCAUAUGAGUUUGAUAUGUCACCUAUGACCAUUUUCGAUGAUACUUAUGAUGAUAGUGAUUCUAUUUCAAGACCUAGCAGUUUUCGUUCAUGUCUUGAUAGUAUUAAUGAUUAUUCAGAAAAUAAUAUUACUGAUUUAUCAUCAUCAUCAUCAUCAUCAUCGUCAUCAUCAUCAUCAUCAUCAUCGGAGAGUUAUUUUCAUGAGGUUUCUUUUAAUUCUAAUUUGAAACCAGAAAUUUUUAAUGAACAAAAAAAACACACACGAUUAUCUAUUCGACAUAUUUGCAGUAUUCAAUAA
Messenger RNA from Rotaria sp. Silwood1, 1458 nucleotides. NCBI's taxonomy places the organism in Eukaryota, Metazoa, Rotifera, Eurotatoria, Philodinida, Philodinidae. The record is from the annotation of a GenBank genome assembly.